Molecule: messenger RNA, 2508 nt
Organism: Scleropages formosus (Asian bonytongue)
Lineage: Eukaryota; Metazoa; Chordata; Actinopteri; Osteoglossiformes; Osteoglossidae
Gene: tnni3k
Product: TNNI3 interacting kinase
Exons: 25
Coding region: 1-2508 (835 amino acids)
Biological process (GO): protein phosphorylation; proteolysis
Molecular function (GO): protein kinase activity; ATP binding; protein binding
Source: RefSeq, a predicted model, not a curated record
AUGGGAAAUUAUAAAUCCAGGCCAACGCAGACAUGCACAGAUGAGUGGAAGAAGAAAGUGAGCGAGUCGUACGCUGUGAUAAUCGAGAGGCUGGAGGACGAUCUGCAGAUCAAGGAAAGUGAGCUGAAGGAAUUGAAACACGUGUUCAGCUCAGAUGAAGCUUUCAACAAAGUGAACUUGAGUUAUCGUACAGAAGGUGGAUUGUCUUUGCUCCAUCUUUGCUGCAUAUGUGGAGGGAACAAGAGCCACAUCCGGAGCCUCAUGCUGAAAGGACUGCGUCCUUCCCGACUGACGCGCAAUGGGUUCACCGCCCUCCACCUGGCCGCGUACAAGGACAACGCAGAGCUGGUGACUGCCCUGCUUCACGGGGGUGCUGACAUCCAGCAGGUGGGCUACGGAGCGCUGACUGCCCUGCACAUCUCCACGAUCGCGGGGCAUCACGAGGCCGUGGACAUCCUGCUGCAACAUGGGGCGUACGUCAACGUUCAGGAUGCCGUGUUCUUCACCCCCCUACAUAUAGCAGCCUACUAUGGCCACGAGCAGGUGACCCGACUGCUGCUGAAGUUCGGGGCCGAUGUGAACGCCAGCGGGGAGGUGGGAGACCGACCCCUGCACCUGGCAGCUGCAAAGGGCUUCCUCAGCAUUGUCAAACUGUUGAUGGAGGGCAGCAACAAAGCUGAUGUGAACGCUCAGGACAACGAGGACCACGUGCCCCUCCACUUCUGUGCACGCUUUGGCCACCACGAGGUGGUGCGUUUUCUCCUGCAGGGAAACUUUGAGGCGCAGCCGCAUUCGGUCAACAUUUAUGGCGACACUCCACUCCACCUGGCUUGCUACAAUGGCAAGUUUGACACGGUGAAGGAGCUCAUCCAGUUUUCGGGCACUGAGAGCCUGUCUAAAGAGAACAUAUUUAGUGAGACAGCCUUCCACAGUGCUUGCACCUAUGGAAAAAGCCUGGAAACCGUCAAGUUCCUCCUCAACCAAAAUGCCAUGAGCAUUAAUCACCAGGGCAGGGAUGGGCACACAGGACUGCAUAGUGCUUGUUUCCACGGACACAUCCGACUGGUCCAGUUCCUGCUGGACAGCGGUGCUGAUAUGAACCUGGUGGCCUGUGAUCCGAGUCGGUCCAGUGGUGAGAAGGACGAACAGACAUGUCUGAUGUGGGCCUAUGAGAAAGGUCACGAUGCCAUUGUCACCCUGUUAAAGCACUAUACGCGUCCACAGGAGGAGUCACCCUGCAAUGAGUAUUCCCAGCCUGGAGGAGAUGGCUCUUAUGUCUCUGUACCAUCCCCUCUGGGAAAGAUCAAAAGCCUGACUAAAGAAAAAGCUGACAUCCUGCUGCUCCGAGCCAGCCUCCCAUCCCACUUCCACCUGCAGCUCUCUGAGUUGGAGUUCAGCGAGAUCAUAGGCUCAGGGUCCUUUGGAAAAGUCUACAAAGGAAGGUGUCGGAACAAAAUAGUGGCAAUCAAACGGUACCGUGCCAACACAUACUGCUCCAAGUCCGAUGUUGACAUGUUCUGCCGAGAAGUGUCCAUCCUCUGCCAGCUCAACCACCCUUGUGUGAUCCAGUUUGUGGGCGCUUGCUUGGAUGAUCCCAGCCAGUUUGCUAUCGUUACCCAGUAUGUCUCAGGGGGAUCCCUCUUCUCUCUGUUGCAUGAGCAGAAAAGGAUCAUCGACCUGCAGUCCAAACUCAUUAUCGCCAUUGACGUGGCCAAAGGCAUGGAGUAUCUGCAUAACCUCACACAACCAAUCAUUCACCGGGACCUCAACAGUCACAACAUCUUGCUCUAUGAAGAUGGCCAUGCUGUAGUUGCAGACUUUGGAGAAUCUCGCUUCCUGAUGUCUGUCGAUAUGGAUAACAUGACAAAGCAACCUGGGAACUUGCGCUGGAUGGCCCCUGAGGUGUUCACUCAGUGCACACGCUACACUGUCAAAGCUGACGUAUUCAGUUAUGCCCUGUGUCUGUGGGAGCUUCUGACCGGAGAGAUCCCCUUUGCCCAUCUCAAACCAGCUGCAGCAGCAGCAGACAUGGCGUAUCACCACAUUCGGCCUCCAGUUGGCUACUCCAUCCCCAAGCCCAUCUCCUCUCUGCUAAUGCGAGGCUGGAACGUCUGCCCAGAGGAGAGACCUGAGUUCUCAGAAGUUGUUGCCAAGCUUGAAGAAUGCCUUUGCAAUGCAGAGCUGAUGUCCCCAGCAUCCAGCAACAGCAGUGGUUCCCUCUCCCCAUCGGCUUCUUCCGACUGCCUGGUUGCACGGGGAGGACCAGGCCGCAGUCAUGUGGCUGCACUGCGAUCUCGAUUUGAGUUGGAGUACGCCCUCAAUGCUCGGGCCUACGCUGUGUGGUCUCAGAGUGCUGAACGUCGUUCCUCCCAAGGCCUGUCUUUGGAUGAGUUGAGGAGGAACAUGCAGUAUCCACCCAUUGACAGAAACGGGUAUGUUUCGGAUCCCAUGAGCACAAUGCGCUUCCACUCCUGCAGCAACAAUGGCAGCUUCGAGGACAGCAACUGA